Messenger RNA from Mauremys reevesii (Reeves's turtle), 4094 nucleotides. RefSeq names its product syntaxin binding protein 1 (gene STXBP1). Gene Ontology annotation, cellular component: secretory granule; plasma membrane. Gene Ontology annotation, molecular function: syntaxin binding. Gene Ontology annotation, biological process: vesicle-mediated transport; neurotransmitter secretion; intracellular protein transport. Lineage: Eukaryota; Metazoa; Chordata; Testudines; Geoemydidae. The record is from RefSeq and is a predicted model, not a curated record. The transcript is spliced from 19 exons. The coding region runs from base 115 to 1899 and encodes 594 amino acids.
CCCCCCAUCCUCCGCAGGCAGCGGAGAGCAGAGCCGCGGCCAGGGCGAGAGGAUCUUUACAAAGCAGAGAGCGGCAGGAAAAGGGGGAGACACCCCCCCCCGCCAAGGCACAUCAUGGCACCCCUCGGGCUCAAGGCGGUGGUUGGAGAAAAGAUCAUGCAUGAUGUCAUCAGGAAGGUGAAGAAGAAGGGCGAGUGGAAGGUGCUGGUGGUGGAUCAGCUCAGCAUGCGCAUGCUCUCUUCCUGCUGCAAGAUGACCGACAUCAUGACGGAGGGGAUAACAAUUGUGGAAGACAUCAACAAGCGCCGAGAGCCACUCCCCACCUUGGAGGCCGUGUACCUCAUCACCCCAUCUGAUAAGUCUGUCCAUUCACUCAUCAAUGACUUCAAGGAUCCCCCUACUGUCAAGUACAGGGCUGCCCAUGUCUUCUUCACUGACUCCUGCCCUGAUGCCCUGUUUAAUGAACUGGUGAAAUCUCGUGCGGCCAAAGUCAUCAAGACCCUGACGGAAAUCAACAUAGCCUUCCUUCCCUACGAGUCGCAGGUUUACUCCUUGGAUUCUGCUGACUCUUUCCAAAGCUUCUACAGUCCCCACAAGACCCAGCUGAAGAACCCAAUGCUGGAACGCCUGGCAGAACAGAUUGCCACCCUGUGUGCCACCCUGAAGGAAUAUCCAGCUGUCCGAUACAGAGGAGAUUACAAAGACAACGCCAUGCUGGCCCAGCUAAUCCAGGACAAACUGGACGCCUACAAGGCUGACGAUCCGACCAUGGGCGAGGGUCCAGACAAAGCUCGCUCCCAGCUCCUCAUUCUGGACCGUGGCUUUGACCCCUCGUCUCCUGUGCUGCAUGAACUGACUUUCCAGGCUAUGAGUUACGACCUGCUGCCCGUCGAAAAUGAUGUCUACAAGUAUGAAACAAGCGGCAUCGGAGAGGCCCGGGUGAAGGAGGUUCUCCUGGAUGAGGACGACGACCUGUGGAUCACCUUGCGCCACAAGCACAUUGCAGAGGUGUCCCAGGAGGUCACCCGCUCUCUCAAGGAAUUUUCUUCCAGCAAGAGGAUGAACACAGGCGACAAGACCACUAUGAGGGACCUGUCCCAGAUGCUAAAGAAGAUGCCACAGUACCAAAAAGAACUCAGCAAGUACUCGACUCACCUGCACCUGGCUGAGGACUGCAUGAAGCACUACCAAGGCACCGUGGAUAAGCUCUGCCGCGUUGAACAGGACCUGGCUAUGGGCACUGAUGCCGAAGGGGAGAAGAUCAAGGACCCCAUGAGGGCCAUUGUCCCAAUCCUGCUGGAUGCGAACGUCAGCACCUACGACAAGAUCCGCAUCAUCCUGCUCUACAUAUUCUUGAAGAACGGGAUCACCGAGGAAAACCUGAACAAACUGAUCCAGCACGCUCAGAUCCCACCGGAGGACAGCGAGAUCAUCACCAACAUGGCCCACCUCGGCGUGCCCAUCAUCACAGACUCUACCUUGCGUCGCAGGAGCAAGCCGGAGCGGAAGGAGCGGAUCAGUGAGCAGACCUACCAGCUCUCGCGAUGGACCCCGGUUGUGAAGGACAUCAUGGAGGACACUAUUGAGGACAAACUGGACACCAAGCACUACCCCUAUAUCUCCACCCGCUCCUCGGCCUCGUUCAGCACCACUGCAGUCAGUGCCCGCUAUGGACACUGGCACAAAAACAAGGCCCCUGGUGAGUACAGGGCUGGCCCUCGCCUCAUCAUCUUCAUCCUGGGGGGCGUGAGCCUGAGCGAGAUGCGCUGCGCCUAUGAGGUGACGCAAGCCAGCGGGAAGUGGGAGGUGCUAAUAGGGUCCACUCACAUCCUCACCCCGCAGAAACUGCUGGACACGCUGAAGAAACUGAAUAAAACAGAUGAAGAAACCAGCAGUUAAAACAAAACAAAGCAAACGAAACGACGACGACUCCACCUCCCUGGCUUAUGGCAGUCCUCCCAUUGGCUGUCCCGCUAAACCUUACUUUGCUGAUCCCUGGCUCCAUCUCCCAUCCCCAACCCAGAGCUUUCUCCCUGUUCUUGUUUCUAGAAACCUGUCCACCCCCCACACCACUUGCCCCUCAUUUUAAGCAAAAGUCUUUGUGUUGGGGAGUGGGGUUGGAGGGCAGGGAAGCAGACACAAAAUGCAUUGUGUUAAAAAAAAAAAAACGAAAAGCAAAAAUAUUUAUUCUCUAUGUAUGUAUCCCAAACCCCCAACCCAAACGCAUUUUCAAAUAACCCUUUCAUGCAUCGCUAGAGAAGAAUUUUCCAAGCGUUUUUCCAGGCUGGAUGGAUGCACACGAAUUAUUUACAGCUAUGUGAUCUUGUACCUAACCCAGAUGCAAACACAACUGCUCCAUGCAGGGAUUUGCUCGAAUAGGGACUUGGUAGAGUUCUUUCCGUUACUGCUGUCAUUGGGGUUUUUUUUCAGUUUUUUUUGGGGGGGGGGAGAGAAGGGGGUGUAUGUGAUUCUUAAAGGUGUAGUUAUUUUGUGUUUAAUGGAGGAAUAUGUUAAAUUGGGGAUUACCCAUGAUUCCGGCAAACCAGUCCCCAAAUCUUCUGAGGCAUCCUCUGCUGACAGAUGUUGACCAGCCCUCCCCUCUCCCCGAGCAAGGUUCAGGUGAGCACAUCUGGACAGCUCAAUCCGAUUGCUGCUGGAGGGGUGACCUCUCGCUUGCAUGUGUAGGUGGGGCUUCUGAGAACAGCCAGUCAGGACUUUGGGAGGCGGGGGUACGAUGUGCACUUCCCAAUCAGCUCGUUGGGUUAUCUAGUCUGGUAGCCUGACUCCGAAGGUGGACAAUGCUUGAUGUUUCAGAGGCAAGAGUAAAAGCCAAACAGUGCACUGCGCUAAUUGCGGGCGAGUCGGGGGCAGAGCUGGGGGGAAACGGCCGAGCUCCGUUCAGUGAUUAGGUGGUUGUGGCCAGAAACUAGCCUCCCCCUGCUUUAAAUUGGGAUUCUAGAGCUAUUUUGCGGGCAGAAAGGACAUUUUAGCACGAUCUUUCACCACAAAAUAAUGCCCCCUAGAGGGCAGAGCCAGAACCUGCAGGUGCCCAGACAUCCUUGCUAUACUAUACUGCAGCCCAUCCGCAUCCUUUCUCAAAUGGUUCAACCCUUUUCCUACCCAGCCUCAGUUUGGCAUAUUCCUUAAAGGAAAUAUAUAUAUAUAUAUAGGGACAUAUUUUUUUUAAAUGUGUACGGUCAAAAAAAUCUCUCUUUGCUUGCAAAAAAAUGAAUGAAACCAAGGCCGUUUAUAUCUCCGCAUUGAACUUAAGUUAAAAAAAAAAAGAAUAAAAAAAAUAAGCUCGAGGCCGUCACCUCCUCGGUUUCCUCUUGAGAUUCCCUUCCGCAGUGACCCUAGCAGCGCCUCCCCCGUUCGUUUCUGCUGUUGUCGUCCAGUAGUGAAAUGUUCAUGACUGUGGUAACUGCCCGAACUCUCCCACCCCGGCCUCCCCGCAUCCCUCUCUCCUAGCGGACUGUGUGUAUAUUAGUUACGGUGUCUCGUGAUGUUCUUACAAGCUUGGCGUAUAGUGGUUAAACUAGACCUUGUUACUUUUCUUUAAGUUAUUUCCUCUUCCUUUCUCCCACUACCUCUGCACUGCGAUAGUUUAGGGGUCCUUCCCCCCCCCCCCCCACAAGGAAUUGAACUCCCCUCCCUCCUCCCACCCUGCCCUUCCCAAAUAGACCUCUCGGUUUCAUAGGUGUUUCAACUUUUUCCUUAUCAUCACCCCUGUUCCUGGCCCAUAACACUAGAUAAGGGCAAAGUCUGUAAACAUUUGCACUGAUAUUUGUUAGUUAUUCCUUGCCCCGUCCCCUCCUUUUGAAUUUUUUUUUUUUAAUUAGCGUUGUACCUGAUUCAGGAUCUUGUCUGUUGGACAUUUACUGCUUUUUUCCGUUACAGUUAUUUAUAUAAACAAAUAAUUGAUCAAAAAGGAAACAUUUUAAAAGCAUCUCGUCUUGGAACUUGUUUACCUAGAAACUUACUGGAAUCUAAGUGUUUGAAAAGUGUUGAAGCACAAACAUCUAUCAUCUCUGUAUAUCUGUUCUUCUGUACGAAAGCACUCGAGUCAAUAAAUAAAUACGCUCCCAUACAUGGUG